Agrilus planipennis (emerald ash borer) is the source of this 2986-nucleotide messenger RNA. RefSeq names its product V-type proton ATPase subunit B (gene Vha55). The transcript has 5 exons. Gene Ontology annotation, molecular function: proton-transporting ATPase activity, rotational mechanism; ATP binding. Gene Ontology annotation, biological process: ATP metabolic process; proton transmembrane transport. Lineage: Eukaryota; Metazoa; Arthropoda; Insecta; Coleoptera; Buprestidae. Gene Ontology annotation, cellular component: proton-transporting V-type ATPase, V1 domain. The coding region runs from base 61 to 1551 and encodes 496 amino acids. The record is from RefSeq and is a predicted model, not a curated record.
GCAUCAAGCAGAUUUGCAGUUGUCGGCUGGCUGUUGUUUGUUGUAGACGUGUAUACAAAAAUGUCGUCACCAUCGACUAUUAGUCCUAGACAGGCUCAACAACAGCAUGUUUUAGCGGUAUCAAGAGAUUUUAUUUCGCAGCCCAGAUUAACAUACAGGACAGUAUCUGGUGUAAACGGACCCCUAGUUAUAUUGGACGAAGUUAAGUUUCCUAAAUAUGCAGAAAUUGUGCAGUUACGUUUGGCUGAUGGUACCAUCAGAUCAGGGCAAGUUCUUGAAGUUAGUGGUUCAAAAGCUGUCGUGCAAGUAUUCGAGGGAACAUCUGGAAUUGAUGCUAAACACACUCUUUGUGAAUUCACCGGUGAUAUUCUUAGAACACCAGUAUCAGAAGAUAUGUUAGGUCGAGUAUUCAAUGGAUCUGGAAAACCCAUUGAUAAAGGACCUCCAAUAUUGGCUGAAGACUUUUUGGAUAUCCAAGGACAGCCUAUUAAUCCAUGGUCUCGUAUUUAUCCAGAAGAAAUGAUUCAGACUGGUAUAAGUGCCAUUGAUGUGAUGAAUUCAAUUGCUAGAGGUCAGAAGAUUCCUAUUUUCUCAGCUGCUGGUUUGCCCCAUAACGAAAUCGCUGCUCAAAUUUGUCGACAAGCAGGUCUUGUCAAAGUACCUGGUAAAUCGGUGCUUGAUGAUCAUGAAGACAAUUUUGCUAUUGUUUUUGCUGCUAUGGGUGUCAACAUGGAAACAGCUCGGUUCUUCAAACAAGAUUUCGAAGAAAAUGGUUCUAUGGAGAAUGUGUGCCUUUUCUUGAAUUUGGCCAACGACCCUACCAUAGAAAGAAUUAUCACUCCUCGUUUGGCCCUUACGGCUGCUGAAUUCAUGGCUUAUCAGUGCGAGAAGCACGUUUUGGUCAUCUUAACCGAUAUGUCUUCUUACGCUGAAGCUUUGCGUGAAGUUUCAGCCGCUCGUGAAGAAGUACCCGGUCGUCGUGGUUUCCCUGGUUAUAUGUACACAGAUUUGGCCACUAUCUAUGAACGUGCCGGACGUGUUGAAGGCCGUAACGGAUCUAUUACCCAGAUUCCCAUUUUGACUAUGCCUAAUGAUGAUAUUACCCAUCCCAUUCCGGAUUUGACUGGUUACAUUACCGAAGGACAAAUCUACGUUGACAGACAAUUGCACAACAGACAAAUCUAUCCACCAAUUAACGUGUUGCCGUCUCUGUCUCGUCUUAUGAAAUCCGCUAUAGGCGAAGGAAUGACAAGGAAAGACCAUUCUGACGUAUCUAAUCAGUUGUACGCAUGUUAUGCUAUUGGUAAGGACGUACAGGCUAUGAAGGCUGUCGUUGGUGAAGAGGCUUUAACCCCCGACGAUCUUCUGUAUCUUGAAUUCCUCACAAAAUUCGAGAAGAAUUUCAUUUCGCAAGGCAGUUACGAAAACAGGACUGUGUUCGAAUCAUUGGACAUAGGCUGGCAGUUGCUCCGCAUCUUCCCCAAGGAGAUGUUGAAACGUAUCCCGGCGGCGACACUUGCGGAAUUCUAUCCAAGAGACUCGCGUCAUUAGUUACUUAAUUCUGUUGACGAGUUAGUUACCGUUGUUGUAUUUUUUAAGUUUACCUUCGUCCAAAAGUAAUUUCUCUUAUCAAUGUACUAUUCAAUCCUCCUCCACUUCUUCCACGAAGGAAACGUCGGCAUAGUCGAAUGAAACGGGGAAAGAAACUGCAUUUGCUUUAUUAAUUAUAAUACUGCUUUGCCCCUACAACUCCUGUUCAUUCUCCUAUUUCUCCUCUUUCUUUUUUGUCGUCCAUACCGUGAUUAUUUUCCGUCGCCAUCAUUGGUUGUUCUUUUUUCGAUUUUUAAUGUAAUACAGUGGCCAUUUACACCCCCAGUUUUAUUUUUGUCGUCCCAGUGCCGUUGAAUGUUGUGAGCCGGCUGCAUUUCCUCUGCAGUUUUUUUAAUUUUAGUCGAAGCAUUUUUGAAUUAAUUGUGUAAUUUCUGUUUUAGUUUUCAAUUUUAUUGAUUGUAUUUGCAAAUAUGAAGGAAAGUUGCCCAAGCGCAGUAUUACGUUCUCUUUUUAAGGAUUGUUUACACUGUUUUACAUGUUUUUACAUGUUGCCACAAUUUUUUAAGGACCAAACAAAAAACAGAGGAAUCCCUACUAAUUUUUAUUUUCAGUUUUUCUGAAAGAGUGCCUACUUGCUAAAAUAGAACUGUAGAGUGUAUAUUUUUUCUUUUUUAGUUUUUUUUUUUUCAAAAAUUUAAAAUAUUUAUCCGCCUUAGGAAUUUUAUUUUUUCGCCGUGAACACUGCGAACUGUAUAUACACACAAAGAUUAUGUACUUUGUAAAUUAUUGUAAAAAGCCCAGCUAAAGAAAAAGACGGAGGUAUUUAGGUGCACUUUCCUCGCUUUACUGGUAGAAAAUUUUAUUUUAAUUGCACAUCAUUUUGUAAAUAUGAUACCGCACAAUGUCACAUUAUUAUUUUUUUUCGUUAUUUUAUUCGAGAAACAUAUUACAUAAUGAUAUACAAUUUUUUUUGCUUGCAUAAUCGUUAUUUGAUCGAUUGAUUGAUAUUAUAGCAUAUUAAUGUUAUUUUUGGUGCUGAAAUAAUUUAAUUUUUUAAUCAUCGCGCGACUGCUUUCACGAUGUGCCCACCAUCAUCAAAGAGAAGACUAUUUGAGAACUGUGUACUACAUUCCAUUUAUUGAUUGAAAAGAAAAAUAUAAAGAGUAAUGAUCGAUAAUGAUGAAAUAAAUGGUCGAAUUCGAUCGCAUUGUAUAAAGCAAUAUACCUGCUUGUUCCAGUAUUUUUUUGGUAGAUUAAUUACUGUAAUAAUAAUGAUAAUAAUAAAUGAUGAUAAUAAUUGUAAAUGGUGAACGGAAUUUUUUUCAUUGUAAUGUAUCGUGGUCAGACACGCUAUCGUCUUCAUGUUGUUACAGUUAUGUAGUUGUUUCCCUACUGUAGAAAAUUAUGUAUCUAUAAUUAAAUAUUCAAGUGUUAA